Messenger RNA from Pristis pectinata (smalltooth sawfish), 666 nucleotides. Its product is annotated as short coiled-coil protein B. The coding region runs from base 157 to 432 and encodes 91 amino acids. The transcript is spliced from 5 exons. The record is from RefSeq and is a predicted model, not a curated record. Gene Ontology annotation, cellular component: trans-Golgi network. NCBI's taxonomy places the organism in Eukaryota, Metazoa, Chordata, Chondrichthyes, Rhinopristiformes, Pristidae.
GUGUGCGAGAAGACGACAGGGCAGCUCUGCCCCUGUACCGCCUCUGCGCACUGCGGGCUGACGCAUCUCCCGAGCGCUCGCCACAGCAGACAGCAGGCAGGAGCUGGUAGCAGCGAAGAUUGUCGGUUCCAAGGAGUUCCUAGGCGACGCCAUCGAAUGAAAAUUCCACAGGAGGCUGAUGACAAAAUGAAUGCAGAUGCAGAAGGAACAGAUUUUGAAAAUCAAGAGGAGCUGGAGGAGAAGACAAGGCUAAUAAAUCAGGUUUUGGAACUGCAGCACACACUCGAAGAUCUGUCAGCCAGAGUUGAUGCUGUUAAAGAAGAGAACCUGAAGCUCAAAUCUGAGAACCAGGUGCUUGGUCAGUACAUUGAAAACCUCAUGUCAGCCUCCAGUGUCUUUCAAACCACAGAGUCGAAGAACAAGAGAAAGUAAGGAGCUCAUUCCACUGAUACCCGUCAGCUUUAUAUCUCGACAGACCAACCAAAAGCUCCAAGAAGACAGACAAAUAAUAGUAACAUUAAUUAUGGUAAAGGGGAUUGAGAGUUGAGACUGUCCAGUGUUAGACUGUAACCCUGUUAGAACCAGUAGCUUAUUGUCUUGAGUCAGCUUGGAUACUUUUUGUAUUUAGUCUAUUUAAUUAUGGAAUAAUAAACCCUAAUGCUCAUA